AUGGACUUCUGGUUCACGGCCUCUGGCAUCAACACCGACAAGCAGAAGACCGCAACAAUUUUGGCCGCGUUGGACCCAAACGUGGUGGGACAGUUGCUCGACGUCAUCACAUCUAUGCCGCAGCAAGAUAAAUAUGAAUUUAUCAAGACGAAAAUCAUCGCCCAUUUUGCCGAUAGUGAGCAGCGCCGUCUCAAUCGCCUAUUGUCCGAGCUGCCCCUCGGCGAUAAAAAGCCAUCGGAACUAUUUUACGAAAUGAAGCGAGUGGCUGGUAAUACACUAGGUGAAGCCGCACUCAAGGGGUUGUGGACUAAACGGCUGCCGGAACUCGCUCAACCCGUGGUCGCUGCCUCAUCGGGAACCGCCGCCGAAUUUACUAAGAUUGCCGACUCCGUCGUCGAUGCGAUUGCACCUAGCCAAAUUUGCAGGGUUAAGGCAGAGCCCAACAGCGAUAUAACCCAACUGCGCGCAGCCAUCGAAGAGCUAAGCAAGCGGGAAUGUGGCUUAUAA
Molecule: messenger RNA, 507 nt
Organism: Rhagoletis zephyria (snowberry fruit fly)
Lineage: Eukaryota; Metazoa; Arthropoda; Insecta; Diptera; Tephritidae
Source: RefSeq, a predicted model, not a curated record